Molecule: messenger RNA, 1408 nt
Organism: Saccostrea echinata
Lineage: Eukaryota; Metazoa; Mollusca; Bivalvia; Ostreida; Ostreidae
Exons: 4
Coding region: 78-596 (172 amino acids)
Biological process (GO): vesicle-mediated transport; intracellular protein transport
Cellular component (GO): cytoplasm
Molecular function (GO): GTP binding; GTPase activity
Source: RefSeq, a predicted model, not a curated record
CGAAUUAUGUACUUCCGUUUCUCAUGUAAACAAAAAAUGACAGGCAUAAUUUCACAUAAAUUUCUGUUUGAAUUAUUAUGGGAGGAACCUGUAGUGGAUCAUCAAGAAAAGACUUGCCAAAGAAAAUUCUAAUAAUUGGAAAUAGUGGCGGAGGGAAGACCCUUUUACUGUACAGCUGGGUUCUUGGUACAAAUGAUCUUGAUACAGUUCCGACAGACAGCUUUAAUGUGGAGAGGGUCACUUUGGAUGGUAAGGUGUACAUGAUGUGGGACCUGUGUGGGAGGAAGGAUUUUAGACUGAAACGACGACAAUUCUACCAUGGCACAGAUGGUGUUGUUUACGUCAUCGAUACGUCAUCAGACAUAGAAGAUGCCAUUGAUGACUUAACCAAAGUGGCCGUGGAGCGAGAUUUAAAUUCCAUCCCAUUUCUAGUUCUUAUCAAUAAAAGAAAAGAUAUGAACAGUGACUUGGUGCUAAAAGUUGAAAGUACACUGAAAUAUCACCCAGGCUCAUCACAAGUAAUGGUUGUGAAUAUAAUGAACAAGGAGUCUGUUACUACAGCACUGACUCAGCUGGACAAAAUGCUCACAUCGUAGUAACUUCUGUGACAUUGUGAUUGUGAUUGUGAUGAAACCAGUAUUGGCCAACAAGGAUUAUCAUAGAUUCUCCACAUCGGAAAAUUCAAUCAAAAUCAUGCCUGCUUGUCCAUCUAAAACACAUUUCUGUAAAUUCAAAUUUCAUGGCGUAAAGUUAUGAUGUGAAAAUUAUUGUAACAAAAUAAGAAACUACAAGUGCUAGAAAAUCAUGUACGGAAGUUGAAUAUUUAAAGCAUAAAUCCUCUGUGGUGUUUGAAGCGGUUGACUGCUAAAAUGAGUGUGUGGUGAAACGUGUCCAAGUUAACAAUGUGAUAUCAUGAUUGUAUGCAUCACAAUGCAUAAAAUUGACUGUAAUCAUGACUUAAUUAAGUAAAAUUUCUAAAAGAUGACCAAGAAAGAUCAUGAAUAGUAUUAAGCUUAGUGUAUUUAAACACAAAGAAUUUGACCACUAUGUAAUCAGUGUGUAAAAUAAACAUGUGCAGAUAAUAACCUUUAUCAGGCACUGAGUGAGUGCCAUAUACUUUGAACAGUAAAACAAACUUAUAGUGAAGUGCCUGGGGGACGAGCAAUUUUGAUUCGUUACAAAGUUGAACGUAAUUUGCUACAUCCAUUAAGAUUACAAUACCUUUUAAAACCAAGGGAAUUGAAAAUCACUUCAUUUUAAGCGUGAAUUCAUUAUAAGUGUGUUCGCUGUAACUGUGUUUUACUGUAAUUAAAGUUUAGUCUGAUUCAAAUAAUGCAGCAUUUUGAUUUAAAAUUUACAACACAAUCAACACAAUCACUAUGAUAUUUGUACCAAUGAAGAAGCUUUA